Molecule: messenger RNA, 1769 nt
Organism: Ceutorhynchus assimilis (cabbage seed weevil)
Lineage: Eukaryota; Metazoa; Arthropoda; Insecta; Coleoptera; Curculionidae
Source: the annotation of a GenBank genome assembly
CAAUUCAAAUAAAAAUAAAACAGAAAAGAGAACCAACCAAAACGCGAUUACAAAGUUAGGUUGAUGCCCGUACUAACCCAAUCCAAUAACGGUACCACUCUAGCAAUAGCCAAGGUGAUCCAUGGUUGAUGAAUUAAUUAUUGAGCAAUAAAUAAACUUGCUUUUAGUGGGAAAACAAAAUAAUCAUGCCCACACCAAAAGAAUCGAAAUCAAAUACAAAAGAUGGUAAAGACCCAAAUCACCAUACUACUCCCAAAAAUUACAUUACCUCUGGAAUAGGCAAGCAUUUUCUAACACCCUGUAGAAGAAUUGGAUUGUCUCGUAAAACCCCAAACAGUAAUGCCCUAGAUAUUUUCAAGGCCAAAAAUGAUGGUACUAGCACCCCUACUCCAAAAAGUAGCAUCAUCACCGAGCAAGAUAUUAUUUCUACACCCAUUAAUCGGGAUAAAUUAUCGUCUGUUGCUUCAAAGAGUAGAACCAACAAUGAUAAAGACAUUGCUUGUACCCCAAAUAAUUUAGAUGAUACUCCAAAACCUGAGCCAAAAUCCAAAGGAAAAGCUAGGACCUCCGUCAGGACUAAAAAAAUCAUUGCCUGUGAUGCUGUUGAAAUAGACAAUAUUGUACAUGAUUCCAUUAAUGUUACCCCUGCAGCAAAAAUUGGAACAUUGGAUAUUCCUAAGGAAAACAAAAACUUAGCAGAUGUCUCAAUAAAAGAAUCUGAGCCAAAAAAAAAUACUAGAAAAUCGUUGAAAAAACCUAUUAAGAAAACAAAAAACAACAAUAAUAACGAUGAAUUGCGUGGAACUAAUGACAAGAAAAAACUGAGAGUUUCAGUACAAAAAUCAGAUAGUUGUUCUGAUUUGUCAGAUGAAGACUUUAAACCGAGCUUAAAACUAACAAGCCGAAAACGAAAUCGAAUAAAUAGCGAUUCUGAUUCAGACGAUCUGCCAUUAAAAUCACUUAUUGAAACUGAAGCAGAGAUACACGAUCCUCCAGUUAAAAGAUGUAUUGAUUUCAAUGAGCAAAAAUCUGACGAAUCAGACUUUAAAGGCUUUAAGCAUAGCCCGAAUACAAAGAAAUUGAUAAUAAAAAUAAAUAAUUCAACUAAAACAAAAAAACCAGAUGCAAAACGAAUUAUUCCAAAAAAGACUUUUUCAACUGAAGAUAGUGAUGAUGAAAUGUUCACAUCUACCCCAGAUGAAGACAAAAAACAAAGUGAAAAUCUUCUUGAACUGGUCACAUCUGUAGAAAAAGAAGUAAAACAGAAAGAAGAUUUACUAGAAAAACUGAAACAAGCUGAAGUGUACAGGAAAAGGCACUGUCCAGAAAAAUUGCAACAGUCCAUUGAUUUGUGGUUAAAAGGUUGUAACGAGAGCUUGGACGAUUUACUGAUAAUAGUGCAAAAAAAGGGACCUAGAGAUAUGAACAUGUUACUUAAAGAGUUACAUAUUUCUGAUGAGAUUGCUGCAAAGCUGAAAGCUAAGUAAAUCUUGUAGGAUUUGUGAUUAUAGAUAUAGUUUGUUAAUAGUAAUAUUUAUAAAAGAAAAAUACAGAACUUAGCCAGGAAAUGUUAGCUUCCAUAAAUGAUAAAAUUACUCUCGAUGUUUCAGACAAUUGUUUCCUUUUUCGAAUAGCUAUGUAUUUAAUUAUUUAAUUGAAUUAGUUUUUAAUUUACAUAUUUGAGUGCAAUUCAUUCAUGUUUAAUUAUUUUCUUGUUGAAUUAAUUUUGUACGUUUUAAAUAAAAUAAUAUUUAGUUUUCUUUUUGGAA